Dermacentor albipictus is the source of this 976-nucleotide messenger RNA. NCBI's taxonomy places the organism in Eukaryota, Metazoa, Arthropoda, Arachnida, Ixodida, Ixodidae. The record is from RefSeq and is a predicted model, not a curated record.
CGCAACACGAAUAAUGGCUGUCGUCUGGUGGCCCUUUGCACUGGUCCUCAUCUCGUCCUACACUGCCAGCCUUGCGUCUCAGAUAAUCGCCCAGCACUUGCAAGCGCCUCUCAUACAGAGCAUAGGAGACCUCGCCAAGCAGUCGAAGAUCAACUACGGGUGCGUCUCCAAAAGCGUGGCGAGAGGACUUCUAAAGGAGUCUACUGACCCACACUUGCAGAGGCUCUGGUCAACGAUGGAAAUGUCCGGGCCACACGCUUUCUUUGACUCGGUGUCUACCGCUGUAGUCAAGGUACGCGACGAGGGCCUGGCAGUGCUCAUGGACUCCCAGACCAUCGAGUACCUGGUGGCUCACGACUGCAGCCUCGCGCAACUGCCGGGUCGCCUUGAGACCGGGGGAUUCGGCUUCGCCAUGCCUCAGGGUUCCCCGCUAAGGCACCUGUUCACCAACAAGAUCCUGCAGCUCCAGGAGAACGGCACCUUGAGCGCCUUGCGUCAGCGCUGGUGGUCAUCCAUGACAGUCACCGACCAAAGCGCUGACCAGCGCUGCAACCACGCUGUCGACGACAGCGGUUCCGUAGCGGGAAGUGCAAGCGGGAGCAGCGGCGGCAGCAAAGACCCCGUGGGUAUCCGGGGCCUCGUGCUAGUCCUGGGCAUUGGUUGCCUCGUCUCCCUGGUGGUGGUGGUCGCCGAGUGCCUCUGGAGAUUUAGAUGCUCCUCGAAGAGGAGAAACCAGGGCCCCCGAUGGAGGAAAGCACGGCAACGCAUGCCAGCGAGCCUAUCUUUACAGGAAUCAAGCCUCAUCAUCCUGGAUCCUCCCAAGGAGUUUCAAGAUGAUCAAGAAAGCUGCCCCAUGACAUCGUACAAAUGCGAAACGCUCACGUAGCAGCAGACCAGCUGAACGGACUGGUGUUUUUCAAAACCUGUGCGCGAGUGUUGUUGAAUUAUUAUGUGCUCUGUUUCGUUAAAUCUUAAU